This is a messenger RNA of Salvelinus namaycush (lake trout), 2091 nucleotides long. Its product is annotated as lysosomal-associated transmembrane protein 4B-like. The transcript has 7 exons. Lineage: Eukaryota; Metazoa; Chordata; Actinopteri; Salmoniformes; Salmonidae. Bases 188 to 868 code for a protein of 226 amino acids. The record is from RefSeq and is a predicted model, not a curated record. Gene Ontology annotation, cellular component: lysosomal membrane.
CACAUGCUCCAAUGUUUGCUACUUGCCUGAGUUGAUCACUAGAGCCGGCGUGAGGCUGUUAUCGCUAAUUGCAGACGACACCGCGCUUGGCGGAGAAGAAAUUCACUAAGAUCUGUUUGGAUUGUUUAUCAUUAACAGUUAGAUAUAGAUAUCUGUGAAGUGCCUCCUCAUCCUUGGAUUGUAAAAUAUGAUUUCCCCGUGGGACCGAUGGCAUUCCACCAGAUGCUGCCUGUGCUGUCAUGUCCGCACGGGCACUGUCAUCCUGGGGGUUUGGUAUAUGCUGAUCAAUGCGGUGGUGUUACUCAUCCUCGUCACGGCCCUGGGUGAUCCUGACCAGUACCAUCUGACCAGCGCUGAGCUGGCUAACGACUUAGAUGACAUGGAUGACGCCAACAUGUGUAUUGCUUCAGCGAUCUCGUUGCUGAUGAUACUAAUUUCUGGGAUGGCGACCUACGGUGCGUAUAAGCAACAUGCUGCUUGGAUCAUCCCAUUCUUCUGCUACCUAGUAUUUGACUGUGCCCUGAACACCCUGGUGGCUGUUAGUAUUGUGGUCUACCCCAACACCAUACAAGAUUACCUCCAACAGCUGCCUGAGAACUUCCCCUACAAAGAGGACAUCAUGGCCAUGAGCAACGUGUGCCUGGUCUUCAUCGUGCUCCUCUUCAUCGGAUGCAUUCUCACCUUCAAGGCGUACCUGAUAGCGUGUGUGUGGAACUGCUACCGGUAUGUGCGUGCAAGAAGCACCACAGAAGUCCUGAUAUACGUCACUACUAAUGACACCACGGUACUGUUACCCCCAUACGAUGACACCAUGUCUAUUCCAUCCAAGAACGCUCCUCCCCCCUACGGGGCACCCUACAUAGCAUGAAGAACCUGGGCCGCUGUUCUGCUGACCGACUGGACCCCUUGUUACUACAGCAACCUGACAUUCCAACCAGACCUGGGUCAACAAAUAUGAUUUGGUUUCUUUCCAAUACACUAUGCAUUUUAUAGUUGGCAUUUGAUAACUGUCACACUGGGUGUGUGGUGUUAGCAGUAUUUUAAUGAAGUUUUAAAAUAUAUAUACUUUGACCCAGGCCCCAAUACUACUGAUUCUUUCCAAAACAUUUAACCUACACACAUUUACUUACUUACCUGUUACUGUGAUACUGUUUAACAUUGUACUGUUUAUUUGGAGUUAUUUAUUUUCACUGAUCUACAGUUGAAAUAUCGAGCAGGGAAGUGAUAUGCAACAAAGUUAAAAUAUGAGAGCGCUAGUAGUGAGUGUAAUAGCGGAUAUAUUUUUCUUGCUUGUACUAAACUGUGCUUCUACAUGUUCUCUACUGUCAGUCCUAGUCCAAAGGCCACCCACCAGAAACGUGUUUCCAUUGUCUAUGAAGCAAGUACUUGUGAGAGACCUACACAAAUCAAAUCAGGCACUGCAACCCCCCCCCCCCAGAAAAAAAUAUAUUGAUGAUUUAGGCUGGUCCCAGAUCUGUAUGUGCGUUGUCAUGUAUGGCAUGACGAUUAGAGUCAGAGGAGUUGGCUAAAGCACACACAGAUCUGAAAACAGGGAAAUGAGGAUUGUAUCCUCGACUCAAAAUAUUUAUUUGUUCUGCCCAUGAUCACUGUUCGUUGUUGGAUUGCCUUUACAAACAACUUCCUUUCUGAUAGGGUGCACUGAGAGAAUGUAUGAAGUGUUGCUAUGCACGGAAGGAUUCCAAAGAUUCAAAGCACCUGCCUGUAAUCAACUGAGAUGAUCGAAGCGCAGAAGUCAUAUCACCAAGUUACUCGUACGUUAUUGUUUAGUGUGUAUAGAAAACUGUCAUUAUCCUGAAUUAUUACAACAGGACUGUGUUGAGUUGACCUUUAUUUUAAAGGUUGAGUUUUAGGACUUGUACAUUUGCUCUUAUGUCUGUGUUGAUUCCAAUAAAGGAAAAAGUGGUGGUCCUGUUUUUUCAAUUAAGCCAAUGUAAGCGGACUGGUCUGCUCUGCCGGAUGCAGUUAUUGGCAAGCUGAGGACUCAGUCACAUUUAACCGUCUGCUGCUGCAGCAUAAAAAGACACUGAAGUUAUAUUUAUUUGUCCAUUAAAAACACAUUUAAUUGACGGA